This is a messenger RNA of Kuraishia capsulata CBS 1993, 750 nucleotides long. RefSeq lists its product as uncharacterized. The record is from RefSeq and is a predicted model, not a curated record. Gene Ontology annotation, molecular function: iron-sulfur cluster binding; iron ion binding. The transcript has a single exon. The coding region runs from base 1 to 750 and encodes 249 amino acids. Lineage: Eukaryota; Fungi; Ascomycota; Pichiomycetes; Pichiales; Pichiaceae. Gene Ontology annotation, cellular component: mitochondrion. Gene Ontology annotation, biological process: iron-sulfur cluster assembly.
AUGUUCACACUAUCUAACAGACUCGCACAGCGGACAUCGGUCUUGAGGAGGUACGCUGGAGUGCGUUCGUUAUUCAUUCAAACUCAGACCACUCCAAAUGAAUCUGCCUUGAAAUUUCUGCCUUCUAUCAAGGUGUUGCAAAACGAAACUACCAUAGAAUUUUUGUCGGGCAGAGAGGCCUCGAAAUCGCCACUUGCUCUUAGGUUGUUUGCGAUCGAUGGUGUCAAGUCGGUGAUGCUUGGCCCAGACUUCAUCACCGUGGAAAAGACACAGCAGGUAGAGGAUUGGUCCUUGCUGAAACCAGGUGUGUUUGCUAUACUUACCGAGUUUUUGAACUCUGGAGAGAAGAUCCUCGAUGAGGAUCACGUUCUAGAAGAAGACGUCAUGUUUGACGAUAACGACGACGAGGUUGUUUCUAUGAUCAAAGAGCUCAUAUUCACGAGAAUCAGACCUGCUAUAAGAGAUGACGGUGGUGAUAUCGAAUUUGUGGACUUUGUGGAAAGUGAGGGCAAAGUGCUGCUGAGGCUGAGGGGAGCAUGUCGUUCGUGUGACUCCAGUUCCAUCACUUUGAAGAACGGAAUAGAGUCCAUGCUGAAGCAUUAUAUUGAGGAGGUUCAGACAGUUGAGCAGAUUGAUGAUGGAGAAGGUGAGGCCGAAGUUGCAGCAAAAGAAGCGGAGAAACCCAAGUUCCAGGAGGCUAAGAUCACUCCAAGACAGAGGGAAUUCAACGACGCACCACCAAGUUUGUAA